Messenger RNA from Metschnikowia bicuspidata var. bicuspidata NRRL YB-4993, 1540 nucleotides. Its product is annotated as putative RNA methyltransferase. The record is from RefSeq and is a predicted model, not a curated record. NCBI's taxonomy places the organism in Eukaryota, Fungi, Ascomycota, Pichiomycetes, Serinales, Metschnikowiaceae. The coding region runs from base 20 to 1414 and encodes 464 amino acids. The transcript has a single exon.
UUAGGGUUGGUUCUCCGUAAUGUUGUCCCGUAAAAUUCUCCAAAACCUGCGCCAAUGCACCUUUGAAUUGACCAGGGGGGCUAGGGGUACGGCAAAGAUCAACUCCAUCCUCUUAAGGACCCCUAUAUUGAGUCCAUUCAAGAGACACUAUGCGCAAACUCCGUUUCCCUUUGACCAUAAGAAGGCUCAGGAGAAACGAGAAUUAGAAAAGCUUCCCAAGUACAAGCAAUGGGCCAAGUACUUUGAGAGUAUGGAAUUCAAGCGUAAGAUGACAAAGUACUACUUGGCGACAUUUGGUGUGAUGCUUGUGGCGUUCUAUUUCUACAUGCGUGACCGGUACCAUGAAGACAAACAGAUGAAGCACAUCAAGCAAAAGUAUGCGCAAGACCCUGCAAGUCUUAGUGAAUAUGAAUACCUCAAAUUUAAGGCGUUCAGUACUGAUAAGUUGAAGCCACGUGAACAAAAAAAAUUCCGCCUUUAUCAAAUGAUGCGCAAGGAAUUUAGGAGAAAGAACCUUUUUGACGCUUCUGUCAUGUUUGAGCCUACUCCUCAAGAGCUUGAUGAGUGGUACAGUAGGCAAGCAAAGCCCACUAAGAAGGUGGCACUGGCCGAUGAUGAUAAAGACGUUCUGUUUUCGAAUCAACUUGAACUUGAGCCCGAGGAGCCCAAAGUAUCGAAUGAGACGAACCCAAACAUCCAGCCGGCGAAAGAUACAACAGAAUUUUUUGAUGAACUUGCAUCCGCUUAUGAUGACCAAGUGAAGUGGGAAGAAAGAGGAAUUAUGAUGGGUAGCAGAAGAAGAUGGCUCAUGAGCCAAGCUCAGGGUGACGUGCUAGAAGUGGCAUGUGGUACAGGCAGAAAUAUCCCGUAUCUUAAAACUGAGCAAGUGGACUCAAUCACUUUUAUGGAUUCUUCGAGCAAAAUGGUGGAGGAGACGCAGAAAAAGUUCCGUAGCAAGUUCCCCAAGUACAAGAACGCGGCUUUCGCCGUAGGAAAAGCCGAGGAUUUAGUGGACCUUGCCCUGGACUCAUUUAAAUAUGAUACUGUGAUUGAAGCUUUUGGGCUUUGUGCGCAUGAAGACCCAGUAAAAGCUUUGAAAAACAUGGCCACUUUGUUGAAACCAGGAGGACGAAUUGUACUUUUGGAGCACGGCAGAUCCACGUGGGACUUUGUCAAUAACCAUUUGGACUUCCGUGCUGAAAAGAGAAUGCACACUUGGGCAUGCAGAUGGAAUUUGGACAUUGGUGAAAUGAUCGAUGAUGCUGGACUUGACAUCACCUAUGAGAAAAGAGUGCAUUUGGGCUCUACGUGGCUUUUGGUGUGUAAGAGACCCGAGGAUCCAUUUCACAUAGAGGAAAAGCCAUUUAUCAACAAACUUUUUGGAACUGAGUUUACUCCUGUUGAGAAGAAAUAAAUUUGUACAUAGUGUGGGAAUAGCGAGCUUCCUCGAUGUUUUUCACGGAACAAUAUAGCACCUGGAUAGCGUCAAAAACCAAAUAAGCUUUACUUUGGCUGAACCGAUGUUUUCAGCCUUAAAAUU